This is a messenger RNA of Aureobasidium pullulans EXF-150, 1713 nucleotides long. Its product is annotated as MFS general substrate transporter. The transcript has 2 exons. Lineage: Eukaryota; Fungi; Ascomycota; Dothideomycetes; Dothideales; Saccotheciaceae. Gene Ontology annotation, biological process: transmembrane transport; basic amino acid transport. Gene Ontology annotation, molecular function: basic amino acid transmembrane transporter activity. The coding region runs from base 1 to 1713 and encodes 570 amino acids. The record is from RefSeq and is a predicted model, not a curated record. Gene Ontology annotation, cellular component: fungal-type vacuole membrane.
AUGACGACCGAAGACGAAAACGACCGCAGACAGGCGACAGAGACCUCACCAUUGCUGGGAAAGCAAGGACCAAAGCCCAUUGACCCUAGCGACGGCAUCGUACCCGAUAGCGCCGUCACCAAUGGAGUCAUACCAGAAGGAGAAGACGGCGGAGACCUCGAACGCCAGACAAGCCUGGAAGAAAGACAGAAGCAAUAUGAGGGUCAGCCGGAGAUGAGAAAGAAGAUGAAGGUCAUCUUCCCGGCCUUGACAAUCGGCGUGCUCCUUUCGGCUGCCGACCAGACCAUCAUCGUCUCCAGCUACGGCAAGAUUGGCAGUGAGCUGAAGGCUCUCAACAAUGUUUCUUGGAUCGCAACCGCAUACUUCUUGACCUUGACGAGUUUCCAACCGCUGUAUGGCAAGAUGUCCGACAUCUUUGGAAGAAAGAGCUGCUUGUUGUUCGCAUACCUGGUCUUUGGCCUAGGCUGUCUGGCCUGUGGUUUGGCUCAAAACAUGAACCAACUCAUCGCUGCAAGAGCUUUUGCAGGUAUUGGAGGUGGUGGUAUGACGACCGUCGUCUCAAUCCUGAUGUCUGAUGCCGUGCCUCUUCGCGAACGCGGUAAGUGGCAGGGCUACGUCAACAUUAUCUAUGCAACUGGAGCUGGUACUGGAGCACCAUUGGGUGGCAUCCUCGCGGACUCCAUUGGCUGGCGCUGGGCCUUCCUCGGUCAAGUCCCGUUGUGCGUUCUUGCCUUUGUCGUCGUGGGUUCCGUUUUGAAGCUUCCCAAGCGGGAGCAAACCGACUGGAAACAGAAACUUCGACGCAUUGAUUUCUUGGGUGCUGCCAUUCUCAUCUGUGCAGUAUUUACACUCUUGCUUGCUCUUGACAGAGGUAGCAAUGUUUCCUGGAAGGCGAAUAUCACCAUCAUCUCCAUCAGUCUCAGCAUCCCGCUCUUCAUCCUCUUCGUUUUCGUUGAGAUGAAAGUUGCUUCGGAACCUUUUGCACCUGGACACAUCAUCUUCAACCGUUCUCUCUUCGCAUGCUACCUGUGUAACUUCUUUUCCUUCUCUGGAUGGCUUGCUGCCCUGUUCUACAUCCCUUUGUACUUCCAAGCGGUUGAUGGUCUUACUGCUACUCAAGCUGGUGUUCGCUUGAUCCCUGGUAUCAUUGCAGGUGUCAGUGGCAGUCUAUUCGGUGGCUUCUACAUGCAGCGUACUGGCAAAUUCUAUUGGCUGACGGUCAUCGCAUACACUUGCUUGGUGGUCGGGAUGACCACUGUCUUCCUGUUCACCGGCUUCGUGGUCAACAGCACCAUUGGAAUCAUCAUCGGCAUGUGUAUCUGUGGGAGCGGAAAUGGAGUUGGAGUUACUAGCACUUUGAUCGGCCUCAUCGCCAACGCCUCCCGCGAAGACCAAGCAGUAGCAACAGCCUGCUCCUACCUCUUCCGCAGCUUAGGUUCCGUCUUCGGUGUCUCCAUCUCCGCCACCCUCGCCAACCAGUCUCUACGUGAUAAUCUGGCUUCCGCUCUCAGCAAUGGUAACGCAGCCGCUGAAAUUGCCGAGCGCGUGAGAGAGAGCUUGGCGUAUAUCAACACAUUAGAACCUGGCGUGCGUGCACUGGUUAGAGAAUGCUAUGCACAGAGCACACGUGCUGCUUUUGGAUUGGAAAUCGGUUUGGUGGCUGGUGCGGCUGUGAGUGCGUGGUUUAUUCGGGAGAAGGCGUUGAGCAAGUAA